Closterium sp. Naga37s-1 is the source of this 1029-nucleotide messenger RNA. The record is from the annotation of a GenBank genome assembly. NCBI's taxonomy places the organism in Eukaryota, Viridiplantae, Streptophyta, Zygnematophyceae, Desmidiales, Closteriaceae.
AUGUCCUUGAUGCAGUAUGAGCCCAACUACGACAAGGUGGCACGGGCAGCAACGGGCGGCAACGGGCAGCACAGGCACGGGCAGCAACGGGCAGCACAGGCACGGGCAGCAACGGGCGGCAACGGGCAGCACAGGCACGGGCAGCAACGGGCGGCAACGGGCAGCACAGGCACGGGCAGCAACGGGCGGCAACGGGCAGCACAGGUACGGGCAGCAACAGGCGGCAACAGGCAGCACAGGCACAGGCAGCAACAGGCGGCAACGGGCAGCACAGGCACGGGCAGCAACGGGCGGCAACAGGCAGCACAGGCACAGGCAGCAACGGGCGGCAACGGGCAGCACAGGCACGGGCAGCAACGGGCGGCAACAGGCAGCACAGGCACGGGCAGCAACGGGCGGCAACGGGCAGCACAAGCACGUGCAGCAACAGGCGGCAACAGGCAGCACAGGCACAGGCAGCAACGGGCGGCAACGGGCAGCACAGGCACAGGCAGCAACGGGCGGCAACGGGCAGCACAGGCACGGGCAGCAACAGGCGGCAACGGGCAGCACAGGCACGGGCAGCAACGGGCGGCAACGGGCAGCACAGGCACGGGCAGCAACGGGCGGCAACAGGCAGCACAGGCACGGGCAGCAACGGGCGGCAACGGGCAGCACAGGCACGGGCAGCAACGGGCAGCAACGGGCAGCACAGGCACGGGCAGCAACGGGCGGCAACGGGCAGCAAGGGCACGGGCAGCAACGGGCGGCAACGGGCAGCACAGGCACGGGCAGCAACGGGCGGCAACGGGCAGCACAGGCACGGGCAGCAACGGGCAGCACAGGCACGGGCAGCAACGGGCGGCAACGGGCAGCACAGGCACGGGCAGCAACGGGCGGCAACGGGCAGCACAGGCACGGGCAGCAACGGGCGGCAACGGGCAGCACAGGCACGGGCAGCAAUGGGCGGCAACGGGCAGCACAGGCACGGGCAGCAACGGGCGGCAACGGGCAGCACAGGCACGGGCAGCAACAGGCGGGCGCGGGUGA